Molecule: messenger RNA, 2313 nt
Organism: Eimeria mitis
Lineage: Eukaryota; Apicomplexa; Conoidasida; Eucoccidiorida; Eimeriidae
Product: splicing factor protein, putative
Exons: 2
Coding region: 1-2313 (770 amino acids)
Biological process (GO): mRNA processing
Cellular component (GO): nucleus
Molecular function (GO): RNA binding
Source: RefSeq, a predicted model, not a curated record
AUGGGGGAUUUGGACUUCGACACCGUCUUGAAUCUGAUGGAGAAGACGGAGAAGGAAGGCGAAAAAGCAUCUGCAGAGGCCUCCCCAGUGAGCAACGGCGCCCUGAGAUCGAAGGCAGCAGACGAGAGACCCAGACGCACUUCAGACUCCGAGGGACACCCAGAAAGAGAGAACCGCCACGAAGGGCGGGAGAGGAGCGAAGACAAUCCUCGCAGAGGGGAUGACGGCAGCCCCUCGUCUAGGAGGGGAGGCCCUCGGGCUGAAGAGAGCCCUGAAGGAAGGAAAGGACGAGUAGAGAGCUCGAGUGCCCGUCGCACAUCGCGUGGAAGGGACAAUACAGAUGGCAGGAGAGGUGGGGGGCACCGGGGCGAUAGUACGGAAGGCCGCAGGGGCCCCCGUGGUCCGAGUCCGGACGGCAGAAGGGGGUGGGGAGGUCGUGGUGGAAGCCCUGAGGUGUACAGAGAGGUCCGUCGUUCUCCGUCUCCUCGUCGCAACGGGGGCUGGCGUGACGGCCCUUGGCCUCGAGGCCCCCGAGGACGCGAGUUCCGUUCGCGGGGUCCUGGGGGACCCUUUCGGCGGUUCGGAGACGACUUUGGCCGACACCGAGGUGACUUCCGCCGCAGAGACAGAGACAGAGACAGAGAGUGGUGGCCCCCGGCGGGGCGGCGGAGCCGCAGCCGUGACAGACCGCGACGCGAUGUGGGGCGGUCGCCGUCCCCGGUGAGAAGAGGUGGGAACGGCCCGGCGGGGGGAAGCAGUGGGGGUCCUUCUGCUUCAGGGGCCAGCGGGGAGAAUACAUCUACCGUGGGGAGCACAGCGACGCGUCUGGGGCCCCGCGAUGAGCUGUUGCGACGCCAACGGGAGGAAGAGCUCCGCCGCAAGGAGGUGGAGGAGGCUCGGCGCGACGACCUUACAGUGCUCGUGCUGAACCUGUCGCUUAAAGCAGAUGAGCGGCACAUUUAUGAAUUCUUCUCCGCAAACGCGGGGAAGAUCCGCGACAUCCAGCAGAUCAGAGACCAACGGUCUGGGGUCUCCAAGGGCGUCGCUUACGUCGAGUUUUACACCCAAGAGGCGGUCAUCAAGGCGAUGGCCCUCAAUGGCAUCUCGUUCAAAGGGCAGCCGCUUCGCGUGCAGGCCUCCAUGGCGGAGAAGAACAGAGCUGCAAGAGCCGCCAAGUGCCCCAUCACUCCAGCGCCGGACGCGGCUUCGUUGCAAAUACCGAUGAGAGUUUACGUUGGGGGGUUGGUUGGCAACCUAGCAAGUUUGACCAAGGAUGACCUGCAUUCCUUAUUCUCUCCGUUUGGAGCCAUUCAGGAGAUCAUUCUCCCCAUUGAUCCGAACACGGGAGAGGGCGUCGGCUUCGCCUUCAUCAUGUUCUCCGCCACAGGCGACGCCCACGAUGCGAUGCAGCAAAUGCAUAAAUUCAAAAUUGAUGGACAGGAACUCAGAGUAGGUUACGCAGCAGAUGGGGUGCGCCUUUCGGGCUCCCUCCCAGAGGGAUCACCGGCAGCGCCUCCGGGGGCCAUAGCGGCUCCCCAAGCAGCCCCGGGAUUGUUGGGGGGCCCGGGCAUUCCUCCACACGUCGUUGCUGCUACUCAAGUCUCCUAUGAAGCCCAGCUAGCGAAGCAGCUAGCUGAGAAGGCAGCUAGUCUCAUGCGGCAGCAGCAACCGCAACAAGCACAGGAAGGACAGGCACAGGCGCAGGAUAACGAUGACGAGGGAGGGCUCGAUGAUGAUGACAUUGGAUACAUUCACGACCCUUCUCGUAAACAGGCGCUUAUGCAGAAACUCAUGGAUAGAUCCACCGCUGCUCUUGCUUCGACCAGCGGGACUCGCCCUGCUGCCUCGCCCACCAGCGAGGCGCAGCAGCAGCAGCAGCAGCCUCCUCCGCAAGCGUCCCCGUCAACAGACAAACAACAGUUCCUGCGGAGCUCGAGCGGUCCACGUGUGGGCGUCGGGGGUCUGGCGCCUGGGGUGAUGACGUCCAAUUUGGUGUUGCGGGGCAUGUUCAACCCCAGUGCAGCGGAUGACGAGUAUUACUUCGAAGACAUCCGGGACGACGUGAAGGAGGAGUGCGGGAAACACGGGUCCGUUGUUCAGGUUUCGCUGAGCGAGAAGGAUGAGGAGGGAAGAGUCUUUGUAAAGUUCACGGCGCCCUCCGUGGCCUUAGCCGCCCAAAACGCCCUCAAUGGAAGGUUCUUCGGGGGCCGGCAAAUCCACGCCGAGUUCGCCACCGAUGCUAUGAUCAACGCUGUGUGCAGCAGUAACAGCACAAACACCAACACAAGCAGCAACAGCGGCAGUAACUCGUGA